UCCAACGGUCCGCUUCUAGGUAACUCUUUAAUCGACCACGAAGAACUUCUCACCUUACCAGCACACAGUUACUAUGUAUAACUGGCGUUUACUACUUGCGAUUUUCGCGGUUUUCCAACCCAUUGCGUCUUUCACCGAACGUAAUCUCGUUGAUGGAAGGCAGCAGUGCUGUGACCAUCGGCUUUCGAGAGAUUCAGCGUAUUCUCUUGAUGGAGAUCGCUUUAAAUCCGAAUACCGUCGACUAACCGUCCAGCCCCGUGAAAUACGCGAAGAACGGCGCGAUGAUCGGCGAAAUGAGAAUUUCGCUGCACGCUCUUCGUCAAUAGAUUCUUUGCGGAAUUCCCACCGAGAAAGAGAAUUGCCUGAAUUGCGAAUUCGUUUAUCUCGGACCGAAUUUCGCCGAGAGCGAGAGUCUGAGGUUCGCAGUUCAAUAGCACCCCAACAACAAGCGAGGGACUAUCGAGCAACAGGCACUUCUACUGAUCGAAUUAGAAACGCAGAAAAUCGUCGCGAUGAUCAUUUCAGGAAUACAAGAACUGAUGACGAACAACGACAAAGUCGACAAAGCUUCAGGAAUAUAAGAUCUGAAGAAAACCGAGUAUUCCGUGGACGCAAUGUUGAUGAAGACUCGAGACUGGGAAAUCGUCGUGAUAAUAGCUUCAGGAAUAUAAGAUUUGAAGAAAGCCGAUUGUUCAGAGAACGAAAUGUUGAUGGCGGAUCUAGACGAGAAAUUCAUCGUGAUAAUAGCUUCAGGAACGUAAGAUUUGAAGAAAACCGAGGACUACGAGCACGUAACAUUGUUGAAAAACUAGAGCAACCAGAUAGUCGUCGUGAUAGUAGCUUCAGGAAUACAAGGUCUGAAGAAAACCGAAUGAUCCGAGAACGCAAUAUUGAUGAAAAACUAGAACAAAGACAAAUUCGUCGUGAUAAUAACUUUAGGAAUACAAGAUCUGAAGAAAACCGAGUAGUGCGAGCUCGCAAUAUUGAUGAAAAACUAGAGCAACGAGAAAGUCGUCGUGAUAUUAGCUUCAGGAAUGCAAGGUCUGAAGAAAACCGAGUGUUCCGAGCACGCAACAUUGACGAAAAAUUGGAACAACCAGAUGGUCGUCAUGAUAGUAGGUUCAGGAAUACAAGAUCUGAAGAAAACCUAGUAUUACGAGUACGCAAUAUUGAUGAAAAACGAGAGCAACGGGAAAGUCGUCGUGAUAAUAGCUUCAGGUUUGCAAGGUCUGAAGAAAACCGAGUAAUCCGAGCACGCAAUAUUGAUGAAAAACGAGAGCAACGGGAAAGUCGUCGUGAUAAUAGGUUCAGGAAUACAAGGUCUGAAGAAAACCUAGUAUUACGAGUACGCAAUAUUGAUGAAAAACGAGAGCAACGGGAAAGUCGUCGUGAUAAUAGCUUCAGCAAUGCAAGGUCUGAAGAAAACCGAGUAAUCCGAGCACGCAAUAUUGAUGAAAAACUAGAACAACGAGAAAGUCGUCGUGAUAUUAGCUUCAGGAAUACAAGGUCUGAAGAAAACCGAGUAGUACGAGCACGGAAUAUUGAUGAAAAACUAGAGCAACGAGAAAGUCGUCGUGAUAAUGGAAUCAGGAAUACAAGGUCUGAAGAAAACCGAGUAGUACGAGCACGGAAUAUUGAUGAAAAACUAGAGCAACGAGAAAGUCGUCGUGAUAAUAGAAUCAGGAAUGCAAGGUCUGCUGAAAACAUAAUAUCCUACGGCCGAAAUCUUGAUAGAAACAUAGAGCGUCGCGCUUUUGAACGUCGCGCAAUCGAAUUACGACUAACACGGGGAAUCCAACUUAUGCGCGAUAAUGUUGACGAAGUACGCAGGAGCAGAGAUUUGCGCGAUACUCGCGAUGAGCUAAGACGCUCAAGAUCUACGGAUACCCGGCGCAUUGAAAGCGAUGGAACUCUAGAUCGCAGAACUUCAGAUGAUCGCUUUGCUUUAAGAAAUCAGCGUAACAUUCGAUCUCUAGACAGGCUUUCCAGAGGAAGCAAUGACGACAGAAGACUUACUUUUGAAGUCCGAGAGAACCGAGAAAUGAGGGAACGAAAACGUUAUGAUAUCAACGAAGCUGAAAGGAGGAAUCUUGAAUUACGCGUGCGAGAGAGAUUAGACAUCCGAAGAGAAAUUGGUUCUCGCCUCUCAACAACACGUCGGGAAGACAAUAACAGAGAUGGACGCUUGCUGAUGCACUCCACAAGGAGAACAACUGAAAUUAGAGUAUCCACAAACAUUGGUGAUCGAGCUUAUGAAAUCAAACACGAAAAGAAUAAUCUUUAUGGUUCCCGUACUGAACGUGUUGCUGAUGAUAGGAUCGAAAUACGAAGCCGAAGGCAACAGUUACGUGAAACUUUAGGAAAUAAGAAUACGCAGCGCGAUAUCGCUCAAAGAACAGUUAUGAAUCGCGCAGAGAAAGAACUGCGCGAUGAAAGCAGAGCACUCCGCGAUACAAAUGAUGAACGCCGCGUGAUUCGCCAAAAAAGUAACUCAGAACAUCGAGAAGUGCGAGAGAGCCAUCGAAGAAACUCUGAAAAUAGAGAUUUCCGCACUGGGAACAAUAAGCGCAGAAUGCGAACUGUGUCUGAAUCGCGUCGAGAUUCCAGGAUUGUUGAACGCGAAAUUUCCCUGCGCACCGCUGACCGAAGGCAGGCUCGCGCAGUUCAUGAAAUGAAAGAAUUCAAUCGAAACGUCAUUGUUCCUAAAACUACCGAAAGGCAAAAUAUUGACAGUAGAAUAAAGUACAAUAGCGAUUUCUCCAGAAACCAAGUAAGCACAGACGGCAACACUAGAGCCAAAGAUGAAAAUAAAGCAUAUGAAAAUAACUGGCAAAACCUGAUUUACACAAUGCAGGGAAUCUACCUGUGCAGCAUUUUCAUCCCAAUGUUGAUGAACAACAGCAGCUACAAAAAGAAAACAAAAUCCCUGGGUCUACGAACACCUUUCCAGGCGCUUAUCAAGACAGAUUGAACAUUCCAACUUAUAUCUCGCAAUAAUACCUAUUUAAUGUUCUUUGCUUAAAAUAAUGUUGAAAAUUUCAUGUUUUAUUAGUAGAUGAAUAUAGA
Ostrinia furnacalis (Asian corn borer) is the source of this 3066-nucleotide messenger RNA. RefSeq names its product trichohyalin. The record is from RefSeq and is a predicted model, not a curated record. The transcript is spliced from 2 exons. Lineage: Eukaryota; Metazoa; Arthropoda; Insecta; Lepidoptera; Crambidae. Bases 74 to 2971 code for a protein of 965 amino acids.